AACCAAUAUUAACAAUAGCGCCGCUGGCCCUUCUAGGAAGAAAACUUUCGACUUUCGAGUCUCCUACAGAAACAGCUUCUCGACAACACUCUCUCUCUACCUCCGACGAGCUACUUUCUCCGGCGACGACAAUGGUUCUCGAGGCGACUAUGAUAUGCAUUGACAAUUCCGAAUGGAUGCGCAACGGCGAUUACACUCCUUCCCGUUUCCAAGCGCAGGCCGAUGCCGUCAAUCUCAUCUGCGGCGCGAAAACUCAGUCGAAUCCGGAGAAUACGGUAGGGAUUCUGACGAUGGCUGGGAAAGGAGUGCGUGUUUUGACUACUCCCACCACUGAUCUUGGGAAGCUCCUAGCAUGUAUGCAUGGUACGGGUAAUGCUACUGAAACUUUGAGAACACCGGAAGUUUCUCAUUCUAGUUUCUCUACAGGUCUGGAAAUGGGAGGUGAAAUGAACAUUGCAUCUGCAAUCCAGAUUGCUCAAUUGGCUCUUAAGCAUCGUCAGAACAAGAAUCAGCGACAAAGGAUCAUAGUGUUCGCUGGAAGUCCAAUUAAAUACGAUAAGAAGAUGCUCGAGUCCAUUGGCAAGAAAUUGAAGAAGAGCAGUGUAUCUCUUGAUAUUGUUGAUUUUGGAGAAGAAGAUGAGGGGAAGCCUGAAAAAUUGGAGGCCCUCCUAACAGCUGUCAAUAACAAUGAUAGCAGCCAUAUAGUUCACAUUCCUCCUGGUCCAAAUGCCCUAUCUGAUGUUCUCAUCAGCACUCCUGUAUUCACUGGAGAUGGAGAAGGAGGAAGUGGCUUUGUGGCAGCUGGUCCAGUAGCUGUUAGUGACUUCGAUUUCGGCGUUGAUCCUAACAUCGAUCCUGAGCUGGCACUUGCCCUUAGAGUAUCCAUGGAAGAGGAGAGGGCAAGGCAAGAAGCUGCUGCUAAAAGGGCUGCCGAGGAAGGUUCAAGCCAAAACAAAGGGGAUGAACAAUCAUCCAAGUCGCAGGAUACAACAAUGGCUGACACCACUGGAGCAACGGCUGCGACUGAUGCUGCUGAACCGAUGAGUGAGGUGGAUGCAUUGCUACAGCAAGCCAUUGCCUUGUCGAUGCAAACUCCUGCAUCAGAUUCAGCUGUCCGUGACACUGAUAUGUCGGAGGCAAACAAUGAGGACCAGGACUUGGCAGCUGCGCUUCAAAUGUCCAUGCAGGAAGGUGAAAAGGAUUCAUCAGGUCAAAUGGACAUGAGUGAGGUGCUAGAGGAUCAAGCCUUUGUGUCAUCUGUCCUCGCAUCGCUUCCUGGUGUUGACCCCAACGACCCUUCCGUAAAAGAUCUGCUUGCAUCUUUGCAUGGCAAGUCCGAGUCUGCUGAUCAGAAGAAGGAUGAAGAAAAGGCACCAAAAGACGACGAGAAGUGAAGAAACAGGUGCUCGAUUAGUCUCAUUCAUCUCCCCUCAAAUCAACGUCUUCUACAUCCUGGGGCAUGGCAGCCAUGUAAACUUAUUUAUAUGCCUUUUCUAUCGUAUUCGAUCACCAGAUGGUAAAUUUGGAUUAGAAGGAUUGGCUGGGACUCUUUUGUUUCCCUUUUACGAUGCUAUAGUGAGUUCUCCCCUUGAACUUAUCAUCACUUCUAAUCUUGAUCUGUUUGAUUCACGUGGGAAUGAAAUGUGAAUGAACACUGAACAAACCCUGUCUCAAACAUGGUGUUUGCUUGCUUCCUCUGUUUUUGUAGUCUAGCUUAAGGUACACUACAUCGAAUAUCAUUGACAUGGUUGGUUAAUUUCACGUUUGCCAACAGAAGAUAGAAAAACAUUGACUGAGUUUAUCU
Molecule: messenger RNA, 1804 nt
Organism: Linum tenue
Lineage: Eukaryota; Viridiplantae; Streptophyta; Magnoliopsida; Malpighiales; Linaceae
Source: the annotation of a GenBank genome assembly